AUGGUUGCAGAUCUCGAAAGCAAAAGACCGACUUGUUCGCGAUGCCGUGAUAUGAAACGGGAAUGCGUGUGGCCCAAGCUAUACAAGCGUGGUCCUGCCAAGGGUUACAUCGAGGCGCUCGAGCAUCGUCUUGCAGUUACCGAGGCAGUGCUCCUGCAGCUCCUCCAGGUGUCGGAUGACACGGUCCUGCAAGACGCUUUCAAGCACGAGCCCAGCAAGAGGACAGACGUUUUAAGUACGACUGCCGCCGCAACAACGACUGACGCGGCUGGCCGAAUAGAGGCCAAGAAGACGGGCACAAUCGCCCACUGGGACAACUUCCCUUUAAAUACAGCAGACGAGGUAAAGCGCUGGGCAGGCGAAGUCCUCGGGCGCCCAACGGCAUCAGACGACUUGGAGACAAACGGAACGGCCCGUGAAGACACCGAUCCGAGGUCUUUCGAGACAUAUCCCGUCCCGCCAGAGCCGUUGUCGAGAAAUCUGCCCGAGGUGAGCUCGAGAGCUAGUGCCGAGGCGUUUCCACCACGGCCGAUGGAACCAACUCCAGCUGCUACAGCUCUUCCCACGGCUGUAGAGCCUGCCUUGGCUUCUGGCACGGCUUUUGCAAGAGGAAUGGCAUCAGACGAGGUGUUUGAUUUGUCUCAAGACUUUAGACGACAAUUUGUAUGGUAG
Messenger RNA from Trichoderma breve, 672 nucleotides. RefSeq lists its product as uncharacterized. Bases 1 to 672 code for a protein of 223 amino acids. NCBI's taxonomy places the organism in Eukaryota, Fungi, Ascomycota, Sordariomycetes, Hypocreales, Hypocreaceae. Gene Ontology annotation, biological process: regulation of DNA-templated transcription. The record is from RefSeq and is a predicted model, not a curated record. Gene Ontology annotation, molecular function: DNA-binding transcription factor activity, RNA polymerase II-specific; zinc ion binding. The transcript is spliced from 3 exons.